Molecule: messenger RNA, 754 nt
Organism: Prorocentrum cordatum
Lineage: Eukaryota; Dinophyceae; Prorocentrales; Prorocentraceae
Source: the annotation of a GenBank genome assembly
GGGCGGCCUCCUCUGCCCCGCCUCCAUCCGAGGAAGCUCUCGCGGGCGCGCCUCCCGCGCGCUCGAGCAGCAGCUCCGAGGGAGCCCCACCGAGCGAGGGGUCAAAACGCUUGCAGAGCCGCGUCUCUCACAAGAUCGAGCCGCCGGACAUCUGGGAGCAGGCCAGGCCCCCCAGGCGUUUUGCUGAUCCGAAGGCACUCCAGCGCGCCAACCCCGUUCCAGCCCGCGGUGGCCCAGCGCUCGGGCCGGUCGCGGAGGCCGAAAGAUUGGUACAGGGGGUGAGGGCCUUGAAUUGGCGGCGACCGUUGGUUGAAACGUGCGUCGGAGAGAGAGGACCCGAAUAACGCGCUGGUCAAGCUGCCGUGCUGGCCCACCACCGAGCAAUUGGUACACAAACAGUUGCGGCCGCAAAAUGCUGCAGUCACACUAGGCGCGCCCCGCCUCCAUUCCGGAGCGUCGGCCUUCAUUGUUGUGACAGCGCACUUCACCCAUUGAUUCCGAGGGUGGAGUGGAUUGACAGUCGCGUCAAAUGACUGGGGCGGCCAAACGAUCGUCACACUAAAUGACUCUGGUGGGUGGGUAUGACCGACCUCGAGUUGCCGGCUCGGCUUAUGCGACACCAGCAACCGGCGGCACCUGCACCCUACGGAAACCGCUGGCGGAGCACGGGCUCCGUCAUAAGUUCCUCGAUUCUCGGAUCGGCACGAGCUGCUUGGAGGCGGCCAGGAGUUCUGACCUGGUCGACCCACAGAAA